CUACAUGACAAAUAAAGCAUAGCGCAGCCUGCCAUUCCUCCGUCUGUCCAGCAGGGGGCUCUGUCGAUCAGAGGCCUCCAAGGCCUGGGCUCCGGACCUUAUAGGGAGCGAGGUGCGGUGGAGGGCAGCACACAGCGGUGAUCACCGACUCCCCAGCACUGCUCUCUCCGGACACUAAGAGGAUCGGUACCAGGCCGCUGCUCCCCCCGGGGCUCGGCUGCUCAGAAUGUGGCUGAACCCGGAGGAGGUGCUGCUGGCCAAUGCGCUAUGGGUCACCGAGCGAGCCAACCCGUUCUUCAUCCUGCAGAGGCGGCGGGGACACGGCAAAGGCGGAGGGCUGACAGGCCUGCUGGUAGGAACACUGGAUGUUGUACUGGACUCGAGCGCACGUGUGGCUCCAUACCGGAUCUUACACCAGACCCAGGAAUCUCAGAUCUACUGGACUGUGGCUUGUGGGUCAUCACGUAAAGAGAUCACUGGACACUGGGAAUGGCUGGAAAAUAAUCUACUUCAAACUCUUUCCAUCUUUGAAAAUGAAGAUGACAUAACAACCUUUGUCAAGGGGAAAAUUCACGGCAUCAUAGCUGAAGAGAAUAAGAGCCUGCUUCCCACGGAUGAAGAAGACCCAGGCAAGUUUAAGGAAGCAGAGCUUAAAAUGCGGAAGCAGUUUGGUAUGCCGGAGGUGGAGAAGCUGGUGAACUAUUACUCAUGCAGUUACUGGAAGGGACGUGUCCCCAGGCAAGGCUGGCUCUACCUAACUGUCAAUCAUCUCUGCUUCUACUCCUUUUUACUGGGGAAAGAAGUAACCUUGGUCAUCCAGUGGCUUGAUGUGACCCAGCUUGAGAAGAAUGCAACUCUGCUCUUUCCAGAAUGCAUCAAAGUCAGCACACGCGACAAUGAAUACUUUUUCUCUAUGUUCCUUAACAUCAGUGAGACCUUCAAGCUAAUGGAACAGCUAGCUAACAUUGCUAUGAGACAAUUGCUGGACAACGAAGGCUUCCUGGAGGACCGGAACCUACCCAAGCCUACAAGACCACUCAAAAACAUCUCUGCUCUGAAAAGAGACUUGGACGCCAGAGCAAAGAAUGAACAGUACCGGUUAACUUUCAGACUGCCAAGAGAUGAGCGGCUGGAUGGACACACGGACUGCACACUGUGGACACCGUUUGCCAAGAUGCACAUCCCUGGUCAGAUGUUUGUGUCCAAUAACUACAUCUGCUUUGCCAGUAAGGAAGAGGAAGCGUGCCAUUUAAUCAUACCACUCCGUGAGGUUACGAUUGUGGAGAGAGCUGACAGCUCCAGUGUGCUGCCAAGCCCUCUAUCCAUCAGCACCAAAGGGAAGAUGACGUUCCUGUUCGCCAAUCUGAAAGACAGAAACUUUCUGGUGCAGCGCAUCUCUGACUUCCUGCAGAAGACAUCACUGCAGAUAGCUGAUGGGGAGGACAGUGGAGAGCAGAGGACUGCUGCAAGCAAAGGAAGCAGAGGAAAUAACUCAUAUGAGGUGAAUAGCUGUCUGCUUUCUGGAAGUCCAGCUGAUAUUGGCACCAGUAUUCCUCAAAACUCUGGCUGUGAGGAUGCUCCCACUGCAUCCCAUGGACUUCUCAAACUCUUCCAGGGGGAACGUUCAGAAGAAGGACCAAAAUGGACAAAGGAGAAAAUGAAGGAGGAAUCUUGGAACAUUCACUUCUUUGAGUAUGGUCGAGGAAUGUGUAUGUAUCGAACAUCAAAGACCCGAGACUUGGUAUUAAAGGGCAUUCCAGAGAAUCUGCGAGGAGAACUUUGGCUCUUAUUUUCCGGAGCAUCAAAUGAAAUGGCAACUCAUCCUGGUUAUUAUGCUGACCUAGUGGAGAAGUCUACGGGAAAAUGCAACCUUGCGACAGAUGAGAUUGAGCGUGACCUCCACCGCUCCAUGCCUGAACACCCUGCAUUCCAGAACGAGCUGGGUAUAGCAGCUCUCCGCCGCGUGCUCACAGCAUACGCCUUCCGCAACCCCAACAUUGGAUACUGCCAGGCCAUGAAUAUAGUGACCUCAGUUCUGCUACUGUACUCUAAUGAGGAAGAAGCGUUCUGGUUGUUGGUGUCACUGUGUGAGCGAAUGCUGCCAGAUUAUUACAAUACACGGGUAGUUGGGGCCUUGGUGGACCAGGGAGUGUUUGAAGAGCUGACGCGGGAGUUCCUACCUCACUUGUCUGAGAGGAUGCAAGAGCUUGGAGUAAUCUCCACCAUUUCUCUCUCCUGGUUCCUCACGCUGUUCCUCAGUGUCAUGCCAUUUGAGAGUGCGGUAGUGGUGGUUGACUGUUUUUUCUACGAAGGCAUCAAGCUGAUUCUGCAGCUGUCAUUGGCUGUGCUAGAGGCAAACAUGGAUGCUCUGCUAAACUCCAGUGAUGAAGGGGAAGCAAUGACUAUACUUGGAAGAUAUCUUGACAAUGUGGUGAAUAAGCAAAGUGUGUCACCGCCAAUCCCUCACUUGCAUGCUCUACUCACCAGUGGUGAUGAGCCUUCAGUUGAAAUUGACAUUUUUGAUCUCAUCAAAGCAACUUAUGAGAAGUUCAGCAAUCUAAGAGCUGAUGACAUUGAGCAAAUGCGAUUCAAGCACAGAUUGAAAGUCAUACAAUCUUUGGAGGACUCUGCCAAGAGAAGUGUGGUAAGAUCCAUUUCUACUGACCUCGGCUUCUCCAUGGAAGAACUGGAAGAUCUGUAUGUCCUCUUCAAGGCUCAGCAUUUAAUGAGCUGUUACUGGGGUGGGAACCGUGCAUCCAGCAAUCGCCAUGACCCCAGCUUGCCUUACCUGGAGCAAUACCGCAUUGAUCUGGACCAGUUCCAGGAGUUGUUUUCUCAGCUCACUCCAUGGUCCUUUGGACCUCACGCCACCAUACUAGCAACACGGAUUUUCCGCUUGUUGGACAGCAACAAGGACUCGUUAAUAAACUUUAAGGAAUUUGUCACUGGACUAGGUGGAAUGUAUCAUGGCGACAUGACAGAUAAGCUGAAAUUUCUCUAUAAAUUACAUCUACCCCCUGCUCUGAGCUCAGAAGAAACAGAAUCCGCCCUAGAAGCCACUAAUUACUUCACUGAGGAUGUAGCUCCUGAAAUAUCUCCUUUUCUCUCCGAACUGGAUCUUAUUCUGCAGAGUGAGUUCCCAGAUGCAGAUGGGCAAGGCAAUGGGUCUACACCAGAAAAUGGGGACCCCCAAGAUAAAAAAGAGGAGAAAACAAACCAUGCUCCUGACUACAAGUAUUACUUGCGGAUGUGGGCCAGUGAGAAAGAGCAGAGGAAAGAGACUAUAAAGGACGUGCCUAAAAUGAAUCAGGAACAAUUUAUCGAGCUAUGCAAGACUUUCUACAACAUGUUCAGUGAGGAUCCAGUUGAACAAGAACUCUACCACGCAAUAGCGACAGUUGCCAGUCUCCUUCUACGUAUUGGCGAGGUGGGGAAAAAGUUCACCAAUCCUCCUCUGAGGAAUUCAGAGGAUACACAGGCAAAUGUCUCCAGGGAGCCCUCAAGCGAAGAGGAGGAGCCUAAUUCCAGCCUGGAGAACAGGCAGUCGAGGGCUACUGAACAGGAUCAAUCCACUGGCGCCAUCCCAGUUCCUGGCAACUCCCAGUCAGGGCAUAUGCAAGAAGACUUUCAGAAACUGACAAUUGAAAGUGAAAAUCAAGAAAGAAACAGCCCGCCCACUCAGCCCACCUCAGACGACGAAACCAAGGAUGACACCUCAGUCUCCUCCUACUCCAUGGUUAGCGCCAGUUCCCUUCAGUGUGAGGAUAUUGCAGACGACACAGUGUUAGUUGGGUGUGAAGCUGGCAACGCCACCCCCAAAUACGGCAGCACCAUCGAUGCCGAAUGGUCUAUCUCUUUCGAACAGAUUCUGGCUUCCGUGUUGACCGAACCAGCCUUGGUCAGCUACUUUGAGAAGAAAGUGGACAUUGUUCAGAAAAUGAAGCAGAAGAAAGUUGAAAGACAAAUCAGUUCCUCCAGCGAGUAUGAACUCUCUUCUGUCUCGGGAUGAAAUCUGCUUCUAAAUGAUUCAGAAGCUUGUGACUAAUUUAUGGGAUUGCUCCAUCCAGAAUGGAGCUCAGUUUUGGGUAGAUGUUGAGAAGUUGAAUUGCACAUGAUAUUGAGGCCUUAGUAGCAAACUAUCCAUAUCUGAAUCCUCACUCUCUUGGCCAAUAUGGGGGGGGUCUCGCUUUUCUUAUUGGAUGGUUCAAUUUAUGGGGUAAGCAGCAG
Molecule: messenger RNA, 4227 nt
Organism: Nanorana parkeri
Lineage: Eukaryota; Metazoa; Chordata; Amphibia; Anura; Dicroglossidae
Gene: TBC1D9B
Product: TBC1 domain family member 9B
Exons: 22
Coding region: 227-4009 (1260 amino acids)
Molecular function (GO): calcium ion binding
Source: RefSeq, a predicted model, not a curated record